This is a messenger RNA of Vigna angularis (adzuki bean), 1146 nucleotides long. Its product is annotated as ethylene-responsive transcription factor ERF113. Gene Ontology annotation, biological process: regulation of DNA-templated transcription; ethylene-activated signaling pathway. The record is from RefSeq and is a predicted model, not a curated record. The transcript has 2 exons. Bases 188 to 889 code for a protein of 233 amino acids. Gene Ontology annotation, molecular function: DNA-binding transcription factor activity; DNA binding. Lineage: Eukaryota; Viridiplantae; Streptophyta; Magnoliopsida; Fabales; Fabaceae.
AUAUAGAAGCAUUGACAUGACCAGAAGAUCAUAUCUGAGAACAUAAAGAGCGUAGAGCAGAAACCUAAAAGUGGAUCCAAGAAGGCAUGGAAAACUACCACUAUCUUCAGAAACAUCAAAGGAGGAAGAGAAAGACGACACAGUACAAGAAUUUGAUGCUUAUGCAUCAUGGUCUUCGGAAACCGACAUGUCUGCAAUGGUUUCAGCUCUUGCUCAAGUUAUGGCAACUGCAAAUCAGAACCCUCCCAUCUCACAAUCAACAUCUUUUCCUCUCUCAAACUUUCACACCAAAGAUCAACCUCAACCUUCUUCAGAUAAAGGAGUGACAAAGAAGCCACACUACAGAGGAGUGAGACAGAGACCAUGGGGAAAAUGGGCAGCAGAAAUCCGUGACCCUAAAAAAGCAGCAAGAGUAUGGUUAGGAACAUUUGAAACAGCAGAAGAUGCAGCCCUUGCAUAUGACAAAGCAGCACUCAAGUUCAAAGGCACAAAAGCAAAGCUUAAUUUCCCAGAAAGAGUUCAUCACAAUGUUUCUUUUAUGCACCAACACCAACCUUCAUCAAACACAUCAAACACUUUUGCUGCCUCUCAAUCUCUUUCUUCUGUUGAUGUUUCAGCUCCACCCUCAUUUUCCACACAUGAUCAACCUGGCCACCAACUUUUUCCAAACAUCCUUCAAUAUGCUCAGAUUCUUUCAAGUGAUGAUGCACAGUUUCCUUACUACACAUCCCAUCUUUUCAAUCAACAGCAACAACAACAUCAUCAGCAGCAGCAGCAACAACAAGAUCCUUUCAGCUCUCAAUUUUCUACCACCUCUUCUCAAGCAUCCUACUUCUACAACCACCAACAACAAUUUGAUGAACAGGGACAUGAUCACUCACCCCAGUAGGUUUAUUUUGAAAGUCUUGAUUAAUUUGUAAUGGUAAUUGCAAUCGUGACAUCAAAGUUUUGAAAGUCUUGAUUAAUAUUGACCCCAUCAUCAGCGUUAGGUGUCCACAAGAUUUUUGAGAUGUGUAACCAUGACGAUAAUUUUUACUAGUGUGUGUUUGGAUAUCAAAAUUUGCUGUUGGAAGUUUGAAUUUGCAUGAGCUUUAAUCCAAACAUGGCUUGAAAAUCUUGGCAAAGCAAUUAUAAAGCUUGACUUUA